AUGCGUUACACCACUCUCACCGUUCUCGCUAUUGCCCUUCUCACGGGUAAUGCCUUGACUGCUCCCGCUCCUCAGGGCGGUGCUGGUGCCAUCGGAGGUGGUAACGGGGGAGGUGCCGGCAAUGGAGCCGGAGCCGGAGGCAACACCGGAGGCAACACCGGCAACACCGGCAAUGCUGGUAACACCGGCAAUGCUGGUAACACCGGCAAUGCUGGCAACAACAACAAUAACAACAACGCCGGCAACAACAACCAGCAGCCCCCUCCUCCCCGUCCUACCAACACCAACAACAACCCUAAUAAUGCCAACCCCAACAACGCAAACAACGGAAAUGGUGCGAACGCUGGGAACAACGCCAACAACGCCGGAGCUGCUGGCAACAACGCCGGCAACAACGCCGGCAACGCCAACAAUGCCAACAACGGCAAUGCGAACAAUGUGAACAACGGAGCUGCGGGUGCCAACGGCAAUGCGGCUGGAAACAACGCAAACACCGCCAACAACGGCAACAACGCCGGCAACGGUAACUUCGCCAGAGCCGUGACCCCCAACCAGCAGCCUCCCCCUCCUCCGGCGAACAACAACCAGCCUCCUCCUCCCAAGCCCAACAACCGCAGAGCCGUGAACCCUCAGGCUGCUCCUCCCCCUCCUCCCAAGGACAACACGCCUCCCCCUCCUAAGCCCAACGGUGCCAGAGCCAUCAACCCGAACCAGCAGCCUCCUCCCCCUCCCGCCAAUGACAACACUCCCCCUCCUCCUAAGCCUAACAACCGCCGGGCGGUGAACCCCAACCAACAGGCCCAGGCUCCUCCUCCUCCCGCCAACGACAACACUCCUCCUCCCCCCAAGCCCAACGGAGCGAGAGCAAUCAACCCCAACCAACAGCCUCCCCCUCCCCCGGCCAACAACGAGCAGCCUCCUCCCAAGCCCAACAACCGCAGAGCGGUCAACCCUCAGGCCGCUCCUCCUCCUCCACCCAAGGACAACAACACCCCUCCUCCUCCUAAGCCGAACAACGCCAGAGCCGUCAACCCCAAUGCGCAGGCGCCCCCUCCUCCUCCUCCCGCGGAGAACCAGCAGGCUCCUCCUCCCAAGCCUAACAACGCCGCUAGGGCGGUGAACCCGAACCAGCAGGCACAGGCUCCUCCUCCUCCCCCGGCUAACGACAACACCCCUCCUCCUCCCAAGCCCAACGGCGCUCGGGCUGUCGACCCCAACCAGAGACCCCCUCCUCCUCCUCCUGCCACCAACCAGCAGGCUCCUCCUCCUGCUAUCUAA
This is a messenger RNA of Colletotrichum paranaense, 1278 nucleotides long. RefSeq lists its product as uncharacterized. The record is from RefSeq and is a predicted model, not a curated record. NCBI's taxonomy places the organism in Eukaryota, Fungi, Ascomycota, Sordariomycetes, Glomerellales, Glomerellaceae. The coding region runs from base 1 to 1278 and encodes 425 amino acids. The transcript has 2 exons.